Molecule: messenger RNA, 4775 nt
Organism: Mesocricetus auratus (golden hamster)
Lineage: Eukaryota; Metazoa; Chordata; Mammalia; Rodentia; Cricetidae
Gene: Plekha5
Product: pleckstrin homology domain containing A5
Exons: 32
Coding region: 67-3900 (1277 amino acids)
Cellular component (GO): cytosol
Molecular function (GO): phosphatidylinositol-5-phosphate binding; phosphatidylinositol-3,5-bisphosphate binding; protein binding
Source: RefSeq, a predicted model, not a curated record
UCGCUCGCGCCCUCCUUCCUCGGCGGCGGCGGCACAAGGCGGCGGCGGCGGCGGCCGGGAGCAGACAUGGCGGCCGACCUGAACCUGGAGUGGAUCUGCUCGCUGCCGCGCUCCUGGACGUACGGGAUCACCCGGGGCGGCCGCGUCUUCUUCAUCAACGAGGAGGCCAAGAGCACCACCUGGCUGCACCCGGUCACCGGCGAGGCCGUCGUCACCGGGCACCGGCGGCAGAGCACAGAUUUACCCACUGGCUGGGAAGAAGCAUAUACUUUUGAAGGUGCAAGAUACUAUAUAAACCACAAUGAGAGGAAAGUGACCUGUAAGCAUCCAGUCACAGGACAGCCGUCCCAGGAUAAUUGUAUCUUUGUUGUGAAUGAGCAGACUGUUGCAACCAUGACAUCUGACGAAAAGAAGGAGCGACCCAUAAGUAUGACAAAUGAAGCUUCCAAUUACAGCAUGGCUUCAGACUGUAUAGUGCAUCCCAUGAGCCCUGUGGGCAGAACAUCACGGGCUUCGAAAAAGGUUCAUAAUUUUGGAAAGAGGUCCAAUUCAAUUAAAAGGAAUCCGAAUGCACCCGUGGUCAGGCGCGGCUGGCUGUACAAGCAGGACAGCACCGGCAUGAAGCUGUGGAAGAAACGCUGGUUUGUGCUUUCUGACCUUUGCCUCUUUUAUUAUAGAGAUGAGAAGGAGGAAGGCAUUCUGGGAAGCAUCCUGCUGCCUAGUUUCCAGAUAGCCAUGCUCACCUCUGAGGACCACAUCAACCGCAAGUACGCUUUUAAGGCAGCCCAUCCAAACAUGCGGACCUAUUACUUCUGCACCGAUACAGGGAAGGAGAUGGAGCUGUGGAUGAAGGCCAUGCUAGAUGCUGCCCUGGUGCAGACAGAGCCUGUGAAAAGAAUUACCUUUAAUUUCCGAGUGGACAAGAUCACAGCUGAAAGUGCAUCAACUAAAGAAACCAAUAACAUUCCCAACCACAGAGUUCUCAUUAAACCAGAGCUCCAGAACAACCAGAAAAAUAAGGAAAUCAGCAAAAUGGAGGAAAAAAGGGCCUUAGAAGCUGAGAAAUACGGCUUUCAGAAGGGUGGCCAGGAGAAACCGCUAACAAAAAUUAACAGUGUAAAGUUGAACUCUGUGCCGUCAGAAUAUGAAAGUGGGCCAAGCUGCCCACCUCCGAAUGUGCUCUACAGACCCAUCAAUGUGAAUAGUUCAGAUGGCAAGACAGGGAACGUCAGCUUGGCAGAUGUCCGGGGUGGAAGUCACCCACAUGCAGGGCCCCUCGCCACGGAGGCCGAUCGCGUCAUCCAGAGAACGAAUUCAAUGCAGCAGUUGGAGCAGUGGAUUAAAGUCCAGAAGGGACGGGGUCUCGAAGAAGAGCCCAGAGGAGUAAUUUCUUACCAAACGUUGCCAAGGAACAUGCCAAGCCACCGAGCCCAGGUUGUGGCCCGCUACCCUGAAGGUUACCGAACACUCCCACGAAACAGCAAGAGCAGACCCGACAGUGUGUGCGGUGCGACCCCUUCUGGCCAUGAGAAGACUGGCGCGGAAGAGAAGAGGCGGUCCAUGAGGGAUGACACCAUGUGGCAGCUGUAUGAGUGGCAGCAGCGCCAGUUUUACCACAAGCAGAGCACCCUUCCUCGGCACAGCUGCCUGAGCAGCCCGAAGGCCAUGGUGAAGGUUUCUGAGCAGACGAUGCACUCCAUCCCCACGUCGCCUUCCCAUGGGUCAGCCGCUGCUUAUCCGGGGUUCUCCCCACAACGAACAUACAGGUCAGAAGUGUCCUCACCCAUCCAGAGAGGAGAUGUCACAGUAGACCGCAGGCACCGGGCUCACCACCCUAAGCAUGCCUAUGUACCUGACAGGCGGUCAAUGCCGGCUGGCUUGGCUUUACCGGCUGUUAGUCCUCAGAGCCUCCAAGGCAGAACGCCAGAGGAGCUUACGCUGUUGCUAAUAAAGUUGAGGCGGCAGCAAGCGGAACUGAGCAGUGUCCGGGAGCACACCUUAGCACAGCUCAUACAGCUGAAACUCGAGCCCCACAGCCCAAAGAAUGACAUUCUUUCCCAUCACCUUCAAAGGAACACCGUGUAUUUGGACCACCAGAUGAAAGAAAAUGAACCUAUUAUCACCAUGGUUCACACAAUGAUUGAGAACUCGGCGCUAAGACCACAACUGUACCAACAAUUCUUAAGACAGAAGAACCAGAUAAGUCUCUAUUGUCUGUCACAAGAUGAAUGUAGAGGCACAUUAUACAAAUACAGACCCGAAGAAGUAGAUAUUGAUGCCAAAUUAAGCAGAUUGUGUGAACAGGACAAAGUGGUCCGGGCCCUGGAGGAGAAGCUGCAGCAGCUGCACAAGGAGAAAUACACGCUUGAGCAGGCCUUGCUGUCCGCCAGCCAAGAGAUAGAGAUGCAUGCAGAUAACCCCGCCGCCAUCCAGUCUGUGGUGCUGCAGAGGGAUGACCUGCAAAGCGGGCUGCUCAGCACCUGUCGGGAGCUCUCCCGAGCCACCGCUGAGCUGGAACGAGCCUGGAGAGAGUAUGACAAGUUAGAAUAUGACGUGACUGUCACCAGGAACCAGAUGCAGGAGCAGCUUGACCGCCUUGGGGAAGUGCAGAGUGAAUCGGCAGGGAUCCAACGGGCACAGAUCCAGAAAGAACUUUGGAGAAUUCAAGAUGUCAUGGAGGGGCUGAGCAAACACAAACAGCAAAGAGGCUCCUCAGAAACAGUAGGUCUGGCAGGAUCAAAGCCUUUCUCAGCGGUUAAGUACAGAAGCGAGGAAGAGGAAGUAGUCCCACCUCGGCCUCCACUUCCUCGGUCUUAUGACUUUACAGAGCAGCCUCCCAUAAUCCCCCCUCUGCCCAGUGAUAGCAGCUCCUUGCUCUGUUAUAGCAGGGGCCCCGUGCAUCUGCCUGAAGAAAAGAAGAUGCAUCAAGUUCAAGGAUAUCCAAGAAAUGGAUCUCACUGUGGUCCAGAUUAUAGACUGUACAAGAGUGAACCAGAGUUGACCACAGUGGCAGAAGUUGAUGAAUCUAACGGAGAAGAAAAGUCGGAACCGGCUUCUGAGACGGAAGCUCCAGUUGUCAAAGGUUCCCACUUUCCCGUUGGAGUUCCUGUGAGAACGAAGUCGCCCACGCCCGAGUCCUCGACAAUAGCUUCCUACGUGACCUUGAGGAAGACGAAGAAGGUGGAGCUAAGAACGGAAAGACCUAGAAGUGCAGUGGAGCAGCUCUGUCUGGCUGAAAGUACUCGGCCUAGGAUGACCGUGGAAGAGCAAAUGGAGAGAAUACGGAGACACCAGCAGGCCUGCCUGAGGGAGAAGAAGAGGGGGCUGAAUGUCAUCAGUGCUUCAGACCAGUCCCCCUUCCAAAGUCCUUCGAGUGUGAGGGAUAACCCUUUGAGGGUUACUCAGACUCUAAGGAGGGAUGAAAGUGUUAAGGAACUAGACCCCAUCCACAGAGAAAAUGACGGAAAGCCAGACCAUGAAACCCCAGCAGCAGAAGCCGUUCUACUGGAAGACGCUGGACCCCAGAAGGUGGACCUUGGCAGAAAGCUUAAAAGAACUGAAAGUAUUUUUUAUGAAAUGCUCUUCACACCUGAGCCAAAUGGGAUGAUUUCUGAAGGAGUCAUGGAUGCAGAAAAGCAUAAAGAUCAGGCACUGGAAGAUGUUCCGUGCAGCCCUCAGGGAGAGGCGGAGACAAACCAUCAGGCGGAAGGUCACCCUGAAGAAGCACAGAGUCUUCGUGAAGAGGAGGAAACUGUUGCUGCUUUGGAACCACCUCCUGAGAGUCCUAGAGAGAAUCAAACCACAGUGAAAAGUCUGUCCCCGUCUCCUGAGUCCUCCGCAUCACCAGCUCCGCCCACUCCGCCAAAGCUCACAGAAGGAUCGCAUUUCAUGUGUGUGUAGUCUCAGAACUGCACUGACGUCUCUUGAGAGCACACAGAGCUGAAGCUGUGGACCCUCAGCGACGGAAGAAGAUGUUGUACAGUAUACCUUAAAUCUAUGAAAUUCAUAGUUCUGAUGCGUCUGGCCACAGAGCAUCAUUUUAUCACCUUUGGAAAAUGUUUAUUCCAAAAUAGCUUUAACGGCCCAUACGUGCACUCCGUAGUCUCGAGGUCACCGUCCUCCACCAGCUUGCUGCUAUGAGUUCAGAGCCCGCCGGCGCUCUCCCCCGCGCUCCACCGGCGCUCUCUCCUGCGAUCCACCCAGAGCUUGCUUAGUUGCAGUUCUCAAAUUUAGAUGCUUGAGUCUCGGUGAGUUUACGUUUUCUUUGGCUUUUCGGCAGAGCUGUACUUCCCUGUGAGGCUUGUUUUCUUUCCUCCCUUCUCUUCCCAUUCUGGCUACUGCAGUGCUUUGUUCGACACUUGAUUUGUAAAAAUUUUAUAUAAAUAUAUUUAAAAUGUGCCAUUUUAUUACUGCUAAGUGAAGUAUGUCCCGUUUUCCGCUGUAAUUCUUCCUCAGUCAGACGCAGCAGUGUCAGCUGUUCCUGCCACUCUCUGUCAGCUCCCACACAAAUACCGUUGCUUAGCUUUCCUCAAAAAGCGAAACAAUUACAAGUGUAGGUCUGUAAGUACUGGACUUUUACAUCAUUGGAAUAGAUGUGUACAGCAAUAAGGCAGGCUUUUCGCUCCAGUACUCGGUUUGUGUACAGAUGUAAUUAUGUUCAUUGUGUAGAUGUUAUACAGUGAGCAAUGUAAUAAAGGCUGCUUACUAUAGUUUAAUGCAAAUGUUCAUAUCUCAUUUCUUUUUUAUCAUGUUAAAUAAAUGUUGAUGUUCUUAAA